Molecule: messenger RNA, 2900 nt
Organism: Zerene cesonia (dogface butterfly)
Lineage: Eukaryota; Metazoa; Arthropoda; Insecta; Lepidoptera; Pieridae
Gene: Ethr
Product: thyrotropin-releasing hormone receptor-like
Exons: 4
Coding region: 236-1939 (567 amino acids)
Biological process (GO): G protein-coupled receptor signaling pathway
Cellular component (GO): plasma membrane
Molecular function (GO): G protein-coupled receptor activity
Source: RefSeq, a predicted model, not a curated record
GCUGAGUGGUUGUGUGGAGGGUUUACGUGGAGCGCUAAAAGUUUCGCGCGCGAAAGUUUUCGAGCGUUACAAAGGAAGGUGCUUGAAAAUAAUUACGUAUGAACGUGUUAUAUUUGUGUUUGAGUUAGAAUUCAAUUUGUGAGUGUACGUGAGCUGCUUGGCCGAUUUUUUGAAAAAAUCAGAAGCGGUACCCGGAGAAGGAAUAAGCCCAAAAAUGUGAAAUGCGCGCGCGCACAUGAUUUCAAUCGCCAAUUUCACUCACACACCGACAAAUAGCCAGCCGUACGCGACACAGAACCUCACAUACAAACAUGAAACGCCGAACGCGAGCCGCGACGCGAAUAUAUUCGACCGAAUUGAUUACGAAUCGAACGCGUCGAAUAGUUCGUUCAUGGCCAUCAAUUUUACUGAGUACGCCGAAAUACCAUAUUACAUAAAGGCGACGUCCAUGACGUUCUGCAUAGUGAUCAUGUGUCUGGGCGUGAUCGGGAACGUGAUGGUGCCCAUAGUGAUACUGAAGACGAAGGACAUGAGGAACUCGACGAACAUAUUCCUGGUGAAUCUGAGCAUCGCCGACCUGAUGGUGCUGCUGGUGUGCACGCCCACGGUGCUGGUGGAGGUGAACUCGAAGCCGGAGACGUGGGUGCUGGGGAAGGAACUGUGUCUAGCAGUACCAUUCGUCGAGCUGACCGUCGCCCACGCCUCCGUGCUCACCAUCCUGGCGAUCAGCUUCGAAAGAUACUACGCAAUCUGCGAGCCCCUCCGAGCUGGCUACGUGUGCACCAAGACGAGAGCGACGCUCAUAUGUGCGCUGGCCUGGUUCUUUGCUGCUCUGUUUACUAGUCCAAUUCUGGGAGUAGCGACAUUCACCUACGAGCGAUACGACGAUGGCACAGAGGUCCCCGUCUGCCUCACGCAAGCCGACACCUUCUGGUCUGCGCUAUUUUUUAUCCUCAUCAUCGCCGUCUUCUUCAUCAUUCCGUUGGCCAUCCUGCUCGUGCUUUACAGCAUCAUCGCGAAAAACCUCAUGGAGAACCCGAUACUCAUCGCUCACAAUAGUAAAAACUCCAACAAUGCUGCUAAUGUAAUCCGCUACAGGAAACAAGUCAUACUCAUGCUUGGUACAGUAGUCCUGUCCUUCUUCAUCUGCCUCCUCCCUUUCAAGGCCCUCACCUUGUGGAUCAUAGUAUUCCCACCAGAGACAAUAAUGUCAUUAGGUAUAGAUGGUUAUUAUAUACUUUUGUAUUUUUGUAGAGUAAUGUUAUAUUUAAAUUCGGCGAUCAACCCUAUAUUAUACAAUUUGAUGUCUUCGAAGUUUAGGGAAGGUUUCGUGAAAUUGCUAAGGGUUAAUAAGUUGAUGCGAUGCGGCAGGAAUUUGAGAGAGAAUAUGCAACGGAGAGAUACGUUCAAUACAACCACAUCCACGGGAUUUUCUAGUAGUCAAAACACAAGCGAUAGCUUCUGGAGAAGAUAUAGCAACAGAACGUCCUCUCAAAGGUAUUUCUUCAAUAGAGAAAGCAAAAAGUUGAAAGAGGUCAAAGAAGCUUUCGAUACAAAGGUUCAGCAGAUGAAGGUAGGUGAAAUCAUCAAUGUGGAAAACACUAGGCGUAACAGUAUGAAAAUCAUAGCAGCUAUGAACGAACUGAAUGAUGAUCUGAGUAAUAUCAUUAAUGCUAAUAAUUCGAAACAUGAUGGUGUACAAUUCGAAGCAGUCAAUGAUCUCAGUGCUGUCGACAUACAUAUAGAAGCUGAUAAUUUUGAAUCUGCUGUUGAAAACAGUAAACAGAUACAAAUAUUGAAUUUAGACUCUAAGAACAAUGUAUAUUCUGCAACAUUAGAUGUGAAUGAGCGAUGUGAUAGAAAUAGAUAUGUUUGUGUACCAGAUCAAGAGAAAAAUAUAUUUGUAUACGAUUUUAAAAGUAAUGAGAGUUUUGUCUAAAUAUGGCUGUUGGCAAUGUGCCAAGUAAAUCAAUGCAUUUAGUCAGAAUUUAUAAAUUUUAUAUGUAAGUUUGUAUAGAUACUUAAAUAUCGUAAGAAUGUUUGACAAUAGCGUUGUAAAAAUUAUUGAUAUUACCAUUGUUUUAAUGUUAUAGUUUUAUUUAUGAAUAGGCCUGAUUUACAAUGCCAUGAUAACCCACAUUCGUUCACUUUAAAUUGGACUGCUUAAAUAAUUUAGGAAAAGUCAAAAACCCACAUAGCAGAACUCCUUGGUGAUGUAAAGCAGGUCUUUUAUAUCAUAUCAUCGUAAUAUUGUAAACACCAUUAGAUUAUAAUCUAUCCAGUGAGUUUAAUGUCUGUCGAAAAGAUGCUAUGCGUAGUAUACAGCUUACAAUGUAACGCAUUAUUCAGUGGAUUACCUAUCGAUGUGAAACCGUUAAAUUAAAAAUGUAGCAUGCGAUAUGAUGUGUUAGGUUAUGUUUGGUUUAUUUUUUUAAAUAUAGGAGUCUCCGAACCAGGGCUCUGUUGACUCACAACCUAGCUGCACCUGACGGACGUCUAGGAAGAGUUAAUUCUCGGUAUAAUAAAACAAUAACUGUGUAGCGACACAUCUCUGAAUCGCGCAAGCGAAUCGCUACAGAGGCAUAUAUACAACUUUCUAACAAGAUUUAAUUGGGGUCUUACAGGCCGGCCAGUCGAGUGGACUAGUCGAGGAUCCUCCCUUUUUCGAUGGGGGAUUCCACCUUCCUUCCUCCACAACUGAUAUGUUUGCGUUACAGCGGAACGAAAAACUUUGAGUUAAAUUGUAAACAUUUGUUACACAUCACAAUUUCGCCACUUUGUAAUCUCGCGGAUUAGUUUAUAAUCUAACAGUUUUUACAAUAUUAGGGUGGCAUAUAAUAACAAAUGUAAUCAAUACUGCCUAUAAGUGCUAUGUUUAAAAUACACGUUACAUUUAUAAU